Molecule: messenger RNA, 832 nt
Organism: Camelina sativa (false flax)
Lineage: Eukaryota; Viridiplantae; Streptophyta; Magnoliopsida; Brassicales; Brassicaceae
Source: RefSeq, a predicted model, not a curated record
UUCUCUCAUUUUCAUAUUAACAAAAAUAUUUAUUUUCCUACUCUCGUUGCCUCCAUCGAAAUGGCUCGAUUGGCACGGGAAACAUUUUUCAUAUUUCUCAUUUGUUUUAUGUGUCUUGAAUCUUAUGCCCAUGUAAGAGAACUGACUUCACCACCAGAAGUACUGAUGGAUACAAUUUAUGGAAGCUAUAAAAGUGGACCUAGUGAUCGAGGAAAAGGUCACGAUGUACCACCACCACCAAAAGUACCGAUGGAUACAAUCUAUAGAAGCUAUAAAAGUGGACCUAGCGACCGAGGAAGAGGUCACGAUGUACCGCCACCACCAAAAGUAUUGAUGGAUACUAUCUAUGGAAGUUACAAAAGUGGACCUAGUGAUCGAGGAAAAGGUCAUGAUGUACCACCACCACCAAAAGUAUCGAUGGAUACAAUCUAUGGAAGCUAUAAAAGUGGACCUAGCGACCGAGGAAGAGGUCACGAUGUACCGCCACCACCAAAUGUAUUGAUGGAUACAAUCUAUAGAAGUUACAAAAGUGGACCUGAUGUUCGAGGAAGAGGUCGCGAUGUACCGUCACCACCAAAAAUACCGAUCGAUACAAUAUAUAGAAGCUAUAAAAGUGGACCUGAUGAUGGAGGAAGAGGUCAUGAUGUACCACCACCACCGAAAACAUCUAUGAAUAUAAUCUAAAAAGGCUAUAAAAGUGAAUAUGAAGAUUAAGGGAAAGGUCAUGGUUCAGUGUCGUUUCCCGGUUCAUCAAGAAAAAAAGAUGGCAUGGCUAGUGUUGGGUUUAUAUAAGUUAUAUGUAUAAUAUAAUGAUAACCAAAACCAAACUGUA